AUGUUUUCGUACUAUGCAAAAUGGAUAAGAAAGUUUUCAGAUAAAAUUAGACCUUUAAACUCUGUUACUCAAUUUCCACUCAAUCAGCAGCAAAUAUCAGCAUUUGAAACAUUAAAAAAUGAACUUGUUCAAUUUUCCAUGCAAACCAUUGAUGAGAAUAUACCUUUUACUGUGGAGACUGAUGCUUCUGAUUUUGCCAUAUCCGCCACACUUAAUCAGGAUGGAAGACCUGUUGCCUUCCAUUCACGUACCCUUCAAGGGAGUGAACAAUACUAUUCAUCAGUGGAAAAAGAAGCUCAAGCGAUAGUUGAAGCCAUAAAUCAUUGGCGUCAUUUUCUUUUGGGUCGACAUUUCAUUCUCAUCACUGACCAACGAUCUGUAGCGUAUAUGUAUGAUUAUAAAUCAAGCAGUAAAAUAAAGAAUGAUAAAAUAAUGCGUUGGAGAACAGCUUUGUCUCCAUAUUCUUAUGAUAUCCAUUAUCGUCCUGGCCAAUGUAAUAGUGGUCCAGAUACAUUUACUCGAGUUAAAUGUGCAGCAAUAAGUUCAGAAUCUUUAUAUAAUUUGCAUGCUGCAGUUUGCCAUCCCGGUGUUACUCACUUCCAUCAUUUUAUUCGAUCAAGAAACCUCCCUUAUUCAGUAGAAGAUGUAAAACAAAUAUGUAGGGAUUGUAGAAUAUGUAGAGAAAUAAAACCCAAGUACUACCGCCCAAAUGAUGUGCACCUGAUUAAGGCGACUCAGCCAUUCGAACGUAUAUCUAUUGACUUCAAAGGCCCAUUACCUUCUUCAACCCCUGAACAGUAUAUGCUAACAAUUGUAGACGAAUACUCACGUUUUCCAUUUGCUUAUCCUGUGAAAGAUAUGACAACUCAGACAAUAAUAAACUGCUUAGCUGAUCUUUUUUCAAUGUUUGGAAUGCCUAGCUAUGUUCAUUCGGAUCGUGGAUCCUCAUUAAUGUCUUCUGAAUUAAAGCACUGGUUCUUAUCAAAAGGGAUCGCAACUAGUAGAACAACCCCUUACAAUCCGACUGGAAAUGGGCAAGUUGAAAGAUACAAUGGAAUUAUUUGGAAGACGAUAUUACUUACUCUGAAAUCUCGAAAUCUGCCUAUAUCAUCAUGGAAAAGAGUUUUGCCUGAUGCACUUCAUGCUACAAGAUCUCUAUUAUGUACUUCUACUAAUUGUAGUCCACAUGAACUGAAUGAGGCUCAGCUCAUUGAAGCAAAUCCUCAUUAUGCCAUUGUGAGAUUUCCUAAUGGUCAUGAGACUACAGUGUCUACAAAACAACUGGCUCCUAUCGGAACAACUCCUAUAGUACAAACAUCAAAUGACGAUUUAGAAAUAACAGCUAUUGAUAACUACCCCUUAACCCCUAAUGGUAGCAAUGAAACUCCGUUAGUCUCCGAAGAGGAACUAGAAAGCAGAGGGAAACCUAUAGAGCAAAGUACUCUGCCUCCUCGUAGAUCUUCACGAAUUUCUAAAGCACCAGAAAAACUCAACUUAUAA
Molecule: messenger RNA, 1500 nt
Organism: Hydra vulgaris (swiftwater hydra)
Lineage: Eukaryota; Metazoa; Cnidaria; Hydrozoa; Anthoathecata; Hydridae
Source: RefSeq, a predicted model, not a curated record